Lathyrus sativus (Indian pea) is the source of this 1077-nucleotide messenger RNA. The record is from the annotation of a GenBank genome assembly. Lineage: Eukaryota; Viridiplantae; Streptophyta; Magnoliopsida; Fabales; Fabaceae.
AUGCCUCCAUUCACGACACUCGUGUUUUGCAUACUUGGUCCACGGAUUAUAUUCCCAUUGAUCGGAGACUUUACCGUUGUGAUAUUUGUCUGGUAUGCACUUUGGGGGACAUGGAAUAUCUUGAAGCAUUCCAAAUUGAAGUUUCACACGGUCACUGUUGUGCAUUUCGACGGUGGUGAAGUUUCACACAUUGCUCAGAAUUUUAUGCGGGACAUUAAAGACAGAAACCUCCGUAAAAAAGUUGUGAACGCUGCCUAUGCCUUAAACCAACCAUCCUUCAUGUAUUACCGAGAAGAAAUAAGGUUGUCAAACGCAGAAGCAUUAAGGUGGGUGGAUAAUAUUCCAGUCGAGAAAUGGACUAGGUCAUUUGAUGGAGGGUGUAGAUGGGGUCACAUGACCACAAAUCUUGUAGAAUCCCUAAACGGCGUAUUUAAGGGAACUAGGAACCUCCCCAUCACAGCGUUGGUAAGGGCAACGUAUUACAGAUUGGGGUCACUAUUUGCAGCAAGAGGCAAAAAAUGGAGCGCUGUACUGCAAUCAGGGCAAAUAUUCAGCGAAUCAAGCAUGAAGUAUAUGAGGGAUGAAACUUCUAAGGCGGCCUCACAUCGAGUUAGACCAUUUGAUCGUCAUGAUUACAGCUUCAUUGUUGAUGAGACAAUGGAUCACAACGAGGGUCGGCCAAUGGGACACUAUAGGGUGGAACUUCAUAAAAAUUGGUGCGACUGCGGAAAGUUUCAAACCUUCCGCAUGCCUUGUUCACAUGUCAUUGCCGCAUGUUCAACUGCUCGUCAGGAUCCAUUCUUGCAGCUAUCAGAAGUUUACAAGGUCGUCAACUUAUUCGGUAUCUACAGUAGCAGUUUUCCAGUGGUAGCUAGUGAGGACUACUGGCCAACCUAUCAUGGAGACACAAUCUACCACAAUGAAAAUAUGAGAAGAAACAAAAAGGGUCGCCCCAAAAGCACCCGAAUCACAACUGAAAUGGAUACAGCUGAGAAAAUGGAAAGACUGUGCGGAACAUGUCGUCUUCCAGGGCAUACGAGGAAAAACUGUCCAAAUGUUGGAACAAGUUCUAGGUAG